CGAACAAAGAAAGGAGAACAUGAUUUGUGAUGACCAUAACGAAUCAAACUCUCCUAUCUUGACAGCCAUACUAGGAUCUCCACGGACAGCAUCCCCAUCUCUCCCACAACAAGAAGUCAAUGCUUCAGAGCAUGACAACACACUCGCAUCACUAAUAGGAUCUGAGAACAGGGGAAGUGAGUUGACCUCACCAGUUGGUGAUCCUGAAGAGGCCAGACCAUCUGUUGAAGAAGACAAACAAAGAAAGGAGAACAUGAUUUGUGAUGACCAUAACGAAUCAAACUCUCCUAUCUUGACAGCCAUACUAGGAUCUCCACGGACAUCAUCCCCAUCUCUCCAACAACAAGAAGUCAAUGCUUCAGAGCAUGACAACACACUGGCAUCACUAAUAGGAUCUGAGAACAGGGGAAGUGAGUUGGAAAUUCAAGAAGAUGUUGAAGCUGAUAGAGAGUUAAGAACACAAGAUGCCUUGCACAUAUUAUCAAAAGUAUGUGAUGACUAUGAAAUCAGAAACAAUGAAGAAGCAAUCAAGGCCACAAACACCAUUGUUGAUAUCAUAAAUGAACAGGAAGAUAGGGAGGAUGCAGCUGCAUGCUCAAUUGUUGAAUAUAUGAUGCAAGAGGGUCUUGAAACAAUGGAUGACACACCUCCUGAAUGGAACGUGCAAAAACAAGGAUAUAAAUGGAUAGAGAAGAUGCAUGAGGAAAAAGAAAAAACUCCUGAAAACACAGAGAGAAGAAUGACUGUCUACCAGAACCCUGUUCCUAUCUCUGAGAUUCCACUGGCUGAAGCUAGAGAGAGACGGACUCAUGCUGAAAUGCGCCCCAGCCCAGUGCUACGAUCACCAUUUGAAAUACGAGCUGUGCAUAUGAAACCAACCCUGAACCUGGAUGAAAGAGAUAUCUACUACUACAUAGUAGAAACUGAAGGAACAAAAGAUGAUACAUGUGCUUACACUAAUGGCUUUGUUUGGGCAAGCAAAGGAGUGUUUUCAUCUCUGAAACCCCAUACAGAAAUCAGUAUAGGUGUAAUUGAUGUAUGGGCAACAUACCUGAACUUCAGAGAAAAUGAAAGGGCAGAAACGUCACCUCCACGACUUAUUUGA
This is a messenger RNA of Salvia splendens (bonfire salvia), 1105 nucleotides long. RefSeq lists its product as uncharacterized. Lineage: Eukaryota; Viridiplantae; Streptophyta; Magnoliopsida; Lamiales; Lamiaceae. The record is from RefSeq and is a predicted model, not a curated record. Bases 20 to 1105 code for a protein of 361 amino acids. The transcript has 5 exons.